AUGACCGAGCCCACCUUCAUAUCCGGCGCGGAUGGCAACGAAGUCUUCCAAGCUAAGUACAUUCCGAAACAGAAGCCUCCUACGGCUUUGGAUCAUCCCAGUAUGAAAGCAUACAUUUCAACUUUCCCUGCAUUGGGUCAGAUUACUCUGAUUGACAAAAACACCACCAUCUUCACUGCCUUAUUGGAAAUCGAUUCUAGUCGAGCUUCAGAACCAUGGCAAAUUUCUUUGUGGCAUUCGGAAGGAUCCCAAUGGCAAGAGGUGCCAAUGGAUCCAUUGAGAGAUGAAAAGGCCCAGCCAACAGCUCUACAACCUUCAAUGAAAAGUGAAGAUGGUCAUCUCACACGACUAUACUUUACCACUCCUCUAGCAAUCCACUUACCCACGAGCUUUACCGUCAAGUUUCGAAGUAGUCCGGAUCAUGCGUGGAAGUGGGUAAAGGAUCAUCAAGGAACUUUUGAUGGUACCAUCAUCAUGAAAUCCGUCACAAGCCAAGAUGCAAUAUCUAGCGAGUUGAAGGAUUACGUUGAAGGGCUCGAUCCGGCUUUCAAAACGAAGAACUACAGAAGUCAGAGUCCAGGUACUACUUUAUGGACUGUGGAGGUUCCUGUUGAAGCCGCAGAUGGGGAAAAGUCGACGAUCAAGGAAGUUAAAUUUGGUUUACCUUGGGGACAAGGAAAAUUCUCGAGGUGGUUCGCUCUCAUCCGAAUAUGGUCUCCGUGGUUAGCUCCACGACAAGGGAAGUCAGUCUUUGGAUUAGACAAGGAAGCUGUCACUUGUUCUUUUCUAAGUAAUUCUGGAAAGCAUAUAGUUUUGCUAGCGAUCAGUGGAGUUAACGAUGUCAUGACCACGUUCAAAAAUGAUGAGGGUGGAAACGUUGUAUUGCGAAUUCGAAAUGACGGAACUGGUGAGGGGACCUCGCAAGUCUUAGUCGGCCUUGGAGACGACUUUGAGUCUGCUAACGCUGCUGUGAUGUAUCACGCGAGAGGAAUUGUGGCAGCUGCGCAGACUACCACUGGCGAGGUACAGAAGGAGUUGGAGGCACUUAAGACUGGAAACGAGCAGACAAAAGUUUGGGCGGAAAACUGGUAUGAUGGGCUAACAUACUGUACCUGGAACGCUCUUGGUCAACGUCUAACCGAGGAUAAGAUCCUCGAUGCUGUGGAAACCUUGGCGAAGAACAAAAUCAAUGUUACAAAUUUCAUCAUCGAUGAUAACUGGCAAGCGAUUGAUUACCGAGGUCAUGGCCAAUUCCAGCAUGGUUGGUCGGAGUUUGAGGCUGAGAGAGAAGCAUUUCCAAAUGGACUUAAACACACAGUUCAGAAGAUCCGCGAAAAGCAGCCAAGUAUCCAGCACGUGGCCGUCUGGCAUGCAAUUUUGGGAUAUUGGGGUGGUUUGGACCCCGAGGGAAAAAUUGCUAAGACUUACAAGACAGUUGAGGUUGUUCGUGAAGAUGCUCUGCGCCGUAAUCUUCCUCUUGGUGGCAAGAUGACAGUUGUAGCCAAAGAAGACGUGCCCCGAUUCUAUGACGACUUUUACAAGUUCCUCUCUGCGUCGGGAAUUGAUGCCGUUAAGACAGACGCCCAAUUCAUGUUGGACACAUUCGAGUCAGCAAAAGCCCGAAGUGAUCUCAUCUCUACGUACCUGGAUGCUUGGACUAUCUCAACCCUUCGACAUUUUAGUAUCAAGGCUAUAUCUUGCAUGUCGCAAACGCCGCAAAUUUUAUUCCACUCUCAACUUCCAAAUACUACUUCACCGCUACUAGUACGAAACUCGGACGACUUCUUUCCAGAGAUCCCUACCAGUCAUCCGUGGCAUAUCUGGACAAAUGCACACAAUGCACUAUUUACGCAACAUUUGAACGUUAUCCCAGAUUGGGACAUGUUUCAGACUGUUCAUGAAUACUCAGGGUUCCAUGCUGCGGCGAGAUGUGUCAGUGGUGGACCAAUAUAUAUUACGGAUGUACCUGGGAAACAUGACUUCAAUUUAAUAAAUCAAAUGACUGGUCCGACUCCACGUGGAAAGACCGUGAUCUUUCGACCGAGCGUCAUGGGAAAGAGUUUAGAUCAAUAUAAUGGGUAUGAUGAUGAAAAUUUGCUUCUCGUAGGAACAUACCAUGGUCGCGCAGUAACUGGAACGGGAAUGAUUGGCGCCUUCAACGUUUCUGGUCGCCCUCUCAGCGAGCUUGUACCACUUUCAAAGUUCCCUGGUGUUGUUGAAGCUCAACUGUACGUAGUGCGUGCUCACAAUAGCGGAAUGGUAUCAAAGCCUAUGGAGGUUGUUGAUAAGUCAUCUUUAAUCUACAUCUCGCUCGAGGUACGUGGAUAUGAUAUUCUUUCGGCGUACCCUCUUCGUGGAUUUGUCGAUGAAAAGCACAAUGAAACUACUUGGGUUGCAAAUCUUGGACUCCUUGGUAAGAUGGCUGGAGCUGCGGCGGUGGUUGCCACCCAAAUCACCAAACUCGGUAACGGAAAGAUUUUUGUCGACACGAAUCUUAAGGCUCUUGGUGUUCUUGGUCUUUACGUUUCUAAUCUUCCAGAAAUCUCAUGGCAAGAUAGAAUGAUGGCGACAAUAUCUGGGAAGGUGGUACCAGUUCAUACGAUGUCUGUCAGCAGUACCAGUAAGUAUGUUCUUGAAAUUGAUGUUGAGAAGGCUUGGAAGGAACUCGAUCUAGAAGCUGGAUGGAGUAACGAGGUUGAGAUAAAGAUUCACAUCAAUCCUGCUUGA
Glarea lozoyensis ATCC 20868 is the source of this 2727-nucleotide messenger RNA. Its product is annotated as (Trans)glycosidase. The transcript has 7 exons. The record is from RefSeq and is a predicted model, not a curated record. NCBI's taxonomy places the organism in Eukaryota, Fungi, Ascomycota, Leotiomycetes, Helotiales, Helotiaceae. The coding region runs from base 1 to 2727 and encodes 908 amino acids.